CUGAUGUUACUCUCAUAAUGUCAAUACGUUCUCUCUUUGUUUUCAUUGCCAUCUCUCCAGGUGAAAAAGAUUCACUGCAAAACAAAAGUAAGUAAAAGGAAAAUAAAGCCACUGAAGAACUUUGUGCAGUUUCAUUAGCACUCAUGCAAAUGGUUUUGCUUACAGUAAAGUUCUAUUUAAUGCAACUUACAGCAAGGAAACACUCACAAUACUUUGCUCUCAACAGCAAGUUAACAUCUUCAAAGAGAAGAUACUAAGAUACUAAUAGAAUAACUAUCUUGCUUUCAGCAGAGUUGUUGCACUGACGAACAAAUAAUCCAUCUUAAGACAUUAUCUCAAAAUCCUAGUUGAUCAUCUGCAUCUGUUAUUCUCGUUCUCAGCUAAACAAAAUAAUGAGAGGCAUGACUUUUUUGGGGAAGAUGGAGAUGUGCAUGGACACUAGGAAACACAGAAGAAAGAGAUCCGUUAAAAUAUUGAACUUGAGAAGCUUGAAGCUGUCCUUUAUGUUAACCUCUUAUUUCUCGGUACAACCAAGCUUUCCUGCUGAAGUUUAUAUCAUUUUGUUCAUGCAAUUUAACCUGUUUUAUUUCGCUCCCUUCCAGUCAUUUCUUGGAGCAAAGGGAGUAAAUUCUGAGAAAAGAACAGGUCUGCUUAAGCGUUAGAGUCAAGAUGCUUAGAUCUGUGUUACCGAAUAGGUGAAAUUUUUUAGUUUGCAGAAUGGAGACAAUGUUGACAUUCACUACAUGCAUAGAAUGAAGCUUCGUUGGAAUAGACUAUUUUAGAUCGUAUGAUCAAUGGACUUCAAGAUACUAUCACAAAGAUAGUUUCGUCAAGUCACAGAAACUUCAGUAGAUUGACUAUGUAUACGGUAAAAAUCGGACAUAUGCUAGACCGGUGAGACCGGAGAUCGAGGGAAGAGAAAAACAAGCACGAGCAUUUACUUUCUUUCGGACCGGAAAGUGCUUGAUUCGAAGAAAGCGAAGGAAAUCGUUUGGUCCGGUUUCUCCAUAGCCGAGUUGAUCGUGGCCGUUGGUCUGGUUGUUCGUGGCCGUUGUCCCGGUUGUUCGUGGCCGUUGGUCCGGGUGAUCCGUUGCACAAUUGCCACGCGUCAAGACCGUUCUGCCACAUUGUACUGCCUGUCGUACGGGUGUCAGACCAUACGACCCAACCUUAUCCUUUUUAGGGUUUUUCUUUAUUCAAAAGGGCUUUAUGUUGUAUGAGGCCCAAGAGGCAUAACUAUAAAUAGGGGGCAUUACCCUACUUUCAGGAGUUGGAUUCUUCAGUUCUAGAACAUUGUAAUAGCAAAAUAUAUAAAAUCUCCCCCUCUCAUUCUUUGAUUUUAGUCCGGAUUCAGUGUGUUCUUCUUUAGCUUUAUUCAAUUAAACAAUAUUCAUAUAUUAUUAAAUACAUAUAUUUAGUGCAAACCAUCGAUUAUUAUUCACUUGCUCAUAGAAUAUCCAUAUAUAUCUUUUUCAACCAAAUAGAUUAAAGUUCAACCACAUAUCCUAUACCUCACUCUCAAAUUUAAUUGAUUACCUAAAUUCGGGGUAAACAGUUUGGCGCCCGCCGUGGGGCUAGGAUAAUAGUGGUCUUUGGUCUUGAUUUCUAUCUUACCCGUCAGAACCGAAAAUAUCUUUUAUUCGUCUCUGUGAAAACGGAUCAAAUGGCUAACAGUGGACAAUCUGGUCACGUCAACAACAACGAGAUUGUGGCCGAAAAUGAAGAUAGUGGGCCACGAGGAUUACCGGCAAAUCCCGCUGACCCGAAUCCCGUUAAUUCGAGGGAGGGCCUCAACCGGCAAAACACCGUGAAUCAGGAGAAUGCUGCCCCGCCGGCCACUGAUCCUUUAAAUACUCACAACUCAAUUACUUUGUCCCGGACACAAGGCCGGAAAGUACCGGAUACCCCGGAUGAUAAUAUUGACUUACGUUUAAUUUUUGAAAUGUUGCAGGAACAGAGAGCAGCAAUUGCUGAAUAAGGAAUCGCAAUAGCCCAGUUGCAAAACAAAAGUGAUAAAAUGGCCCCGGAGAGGGCGAAAGGUGUUGCUGAACCCAGAAGGGACGAGACGCGAAUGGUCGAGAGUAAUAGGUCCGGAGCUGGUUCAUCCACCGAGGCUCUGAGAAUGCUCGAAACUUUGGCGAAGCGGGUAGACUCGACCGAAAAGAGGGUGGAAACAUAUAACUCUCGGGUGGACCAAAUCUCGGGGGUUCCGCCUAUUCUGAAAGGACCAGAUUCGAAGAGGUACAUUCAGAGGCCUUUUCCUUCGAGUGCGGCUCCAAAAUUGAUCCCGAAGAGGUUCAAGAUGCCGGAUAUCCAGAAAUAUGACGGCACAACGGACCCUCAGGAACACGUGACUUCAUACACCUGCGCUAUAAAAGGCAAUGAUGUGGAAGAGGAUGAAAUUGAAUCCGUGUUGCUGAAAAAGUUCGGGGAAACUCUGUCAAAGGGAGCAUUGACUUGGUACGACCAUCUGCCUGAGCAUUCAAUCACUUCUUUCGAAAUGCUCGUCGAUGCGUUCAUAAAAGCUGACGCCGGUGCCAAAAAGGUGCAGGCCCGUAAGGAUCCAUUUUCCGUAUAGCCCAGAGGGAUGACGAGUUAUUGCGUGAAUUUGUCAACCGAUUCCAAAUGGAACGAAUGGAGCUCCCUCCGGUUCCGGAGGAAUGGGCUGCACAAGCUUUCACCAAAGGGCUCAAUCCUCGGAGCUCGACGGCCUCAUUCAAACUAAAGGAAAACUUGCUGGAAUACGAGGCUGUGACCUGGGCGGAUGUCCAUAACUGAUACGAGUCGAAGAUUCGGGUAGAGGAUGACCAACUCGAGCUUCCCCCGGGGCCCAUAAAUAUGAACAAAAGCUCGGAGAGAUCGCGAACGAAUUACGAACCGGAGUCCAGACCGUCGAGGGAAAGGUAUCGGCCAUACUCUCAUUCGGAAAAGCCAAGCUUCAGGUCGGAAAAAUCAAGGGUUGGCCCGAGCCAUUUCUCUGGGCGGGGUGAUAAACGGGCCGAGCGCUCGUCGAAUAGUCGAGGUCUUUUAUUCAGGAGCGAUGCCGGAAGCUCAGCCAGCAACAAAGACUUGCCGAGGAUAUCGGAGUACGACUUCAACGUCAACAUCGGACCUCGUUUCGGCUAUUGGCCGUAUCACAGAUGUAAGAUGGCCAAGACCACUAAGGUCAGACCCGGGGCAACGGGAUCCGAGCGUGAUGUGUGAAAAUCAUGGAACCCAUGGACACAGAACUGAGGAUUGUCGCCAGCUAAGAGAGGAGGUGGCUCAGUUACUGAAGAAUGGCCAUCUCCGAGAAUUGCUAAGUGAACGAGCCAAAGGUCACUACAAGGAAAGGGAGUCUCAUAAACGGGCUGGACCAGUAGAGCCUCAGCAUAUAAUCAACAUGAUAAUCGGGGGUACCGAUACCCCACGAGGGCCGGUGAUGAAACGGACGAAGGUUUCUAUUGUGCGUGAGAAGCGCAGCCGGGAUUACUUACUUGAGGGUUCCAUCUCACCUGAGGGUUCCAUCUCUUUCAGCAACGAGGAUGCAGAAGGCAUCAUUUAAUCGCACAAUGAUGCAUUGGUAAUCUCUGUACUUAUUUUUAAAACACAAGUUAAACGUAUUUUGAUUGACCCAGGUAGCUCGGCCAACAUCAUCCGGUGGAGAGUGGUCGAACAGCUAAGGCUACUCGAUCAGAUCGUACCGGUAGCCCGGGUGCUCAGCGGGUUCAACAUGGCGAGCGAAACCACGAAGGGGGAGAUCUCUUUGCCGGUUAACAUUGAUGGCACUAUCCAGCAAACGGUGUUCUAUGUAAUCGAAUGAGAUAUGAAGUAUAAUGCAUUGAUGGGUAGACCUUGGAUACAUAGCAUGAGGGCCGUGCCGUCGACAUUACAUCAGCUGCUGAAAUUCCCGACUCCGGAGGGGAUAAAAACCAUCCGAGGUGAACAGCCUGCUGCAAGGGAGAUGUUCGCGGUCGAGGAAGCGACACCUCAGCCCAAAAAAUCGGAUCAAAAGGAAGAAGAUUCAACCGGGGAAAAGGAUACCAAAUAGCAACUAAAGCACACGGGUUCAACAACGGAGCAGAAGGGGUCGGAUCCAAGAUAUGAAGAGGAUGAUUUCGGUGUACCCAGAUCUUUCGUCUUGCCGGAUGACUCGGAUGCGACCAAAUCAACAGUAGAGGAAUUGGAGCAAAUCACCUUGUCCGAAUGUCUACCGGACAGAAAGGUAUACCUGGGCACGGGGUUAACCUCGGAGCUCAGGAACAAAUUAAUUAAAUUUCUUCGAGCUAAUGCCGAUUGUUUUGCAUGGUCCUAUAUAGAUAUGACAGGUGUGCCACCAGAAGUAACAACUCAAAAGCUCAGCUUAGACGGGAGGUUUCCCUCGGUGAAGCAGAAGAGAAGGCUCAUGGCAGAGGCGAAACACGCCUUCGUAAAGGAUGAGGUAAUGAAGCUUUUAAAAAUAAGCUCUAUUCGGGAGGUAAAGUACCCGGAUUGGCUGGCUAACGUAGUAGUGGUGCCGAAAAAAGGUAAUAAAUUUCGAAUGUGCGUUGAUUAUAUGGAUCUAAACAAAGCAUGCCCGAAGGAUUCAUUUCCGUUGCCUCACAUCGAUAGAAUGAUCGAUGUAAUGGCCGGGCAUGAGAUGUUAAGUUUUCUCGAUGCUUACUCCGGGUAUAACCAAAUCCGGAUGCACCCGGAGGAUCAAGAGAAAACAUCCUUUAUUACCCGGUAUGGGGCUUAUUGUUACAAUGUCAUGCCUUUUGGAUUAAAAAAUGCUGGUGCAACUUACCAACGCCUAGUUAAUGGAAUGUUCGAAGAAUAAAUAGGGAAAACAAUAGAAGUUUAUAUUGACGACAUGGUGGUUAAGUCCCUGGAAACAGAGGACCAUUUAAAGCAUUUGCAGGAAACCUUUUGUCAUGACCCAGCUAUGGGCCGCAACGGUUACCCGGGGCUAACCACCGAGCACCGCUCGUUCCAUUUCUCAUCAUGCUCAUUUGGCUCUUUUAUCACAUUUAUACUCAAAUUGUAGGAAAAUCAUAUUUCAUAUGGAAACAUAAAUACUUUUAUAUACAUAUGCCUCUCGGCCAUCAAAAUAAUAUAUAUUCAUAAUAUCCUCUCGUGAGACCAUCUAACCCACACUGCGUAUCUACGAGCCUCUACUGGAGUACUGAACAUGAAGACGGGACAAGACCCCGUCAUGCCCGAAAUACAUAUACAUGAAUAUACACAAAAGAAUGAUCAAGCACCUCCAGAACAAAGGAGUGCUUUCAAUUAGCUAGCAACUACUACGGAUCUGGGUCAAGCUCUCCUCCCUGUUUACCUGUGGGCAUGAACACAACGUCCAAAGAAAACGGACGUCAGUACGAACAUUGUACUGAGUAUGAGAGGCAUAAACAAUGAAAUAAGACAAUGAUACAAAGGCAAUAUCAAUAUGAAACAUCUGUAUCUGACUGUCAAAUAUAAAAGAAAUAAUGCAUGCUGUCUUACUCAUACUCAUCGUCAUAUCAUAUAUGCAUAAAUGUAUAAGCUGCCCGUCCAUAUCGGAUCGGUGUGAUAAUCAUAACACUAGCCUGCGUCCAGGCCAGUGUUGUUAAAGGCGAGCGCCUUCUCGCCUUUGGCGAGAGGCGUGGCGUGGCGAGGCUGCUGCGCCUUUUAUGGCCAUGGCGAGCAGACCUUCAAAAGGCGCGCCAAUGGCGAGAAAGACGCUAAUGGCGCCAAGGCGAGGCGCCCAGUUAUGGCGAGGCGAGCAGGCCUUUAAAAAAAAAACAAUUAAAAGAAGUGGAGGACGGAAAUAAAAAUAACAGCUAGGGUUUUUUGUUUGCCUCCUCCUCUCUUCUCCUUCAAGGUUUCAGGUACGUCUCUUUCUCCUUCUUCUUUUUUCUUCAGUUCUUCUUCUUUCUUCCUCCUGUAUUUUCGACUUCUGCUUCUUCUUAUGUUCUUCUUUUUUUCCGGCGACAACUGGCCUAUUUCCGGCCACCUCUGUUUUUUUUUUCCUUCUUCUAUUCUCUUCUUCUUUUUCUGUUUUUUCUCCUCUGUCUUUUUACCCUCUGUUUUUUUCUCCUCUGUUUUUUGCUCUGUUUUUUUCUCCUCUGUUGUUUGCUCUGUUUUUUCCUCUGUUUUUUUUUCUUUGUUUGGACCAGUGAGGCAGUGGUUGUUUUGUUCCUAUUUUUUCUGUUCAAUAAUUGUUUAAAUUUUGUUAUACAGUUAUAAACAGUAGGUUCAAAUUCAAUGGAAUCGUCGGACGCUAGAAAAAAAGACAUAGGUUGGAAUUAUGGUACCAAAGGCCCAACAAAAGAUUCAGUCACAUGUAUCUUUUGUCGAGGCACUUUCAAUGGUGGAAUUACUCGACACAAACAACAUUUGAUUGGUGGCUACAAAAAUGUAAAAAAAUGUGCAAUUUGUCCGCCUGAAAUUAGGGAAGAAGUAAAAAAGUAUGUUGAAAGUAAACAGUUGUUAAAAACUCAAAUGUUGCACCAAGCAUCCUUGGCUAAUCUCUCUGAUGAAAAUGAUGCCUCUUGGCCCUCCUCUCUCAAAAACUCAAAAAAUGUCAUCCCAUUAUCAUCCACGGCACGGACUGCCAAUGUGAAAGGUCCCAUGAAUCUUUAUUACCCGCAAACAUCAAAGGGGAAGGGAAGCAGUAGCACGGCAGCGUCUGAUGCAUCCAAGAAGUUGCUAAGAGAUCGCGCUGUAAGUGCUUUUGCAAUAUGGAUAUAUGAUGCAGGGCUCCCUUUUAAUUGUGUAAAUCACAAAAGUUUUGAUAAAUACAUUGAGGUCAUAGGACAAUAUGGCCCAGGAAUGAAACCUCCUACCUAUCAUGAAAUUAGAGUUACUCAUCUAAAAAAAGAGGUGGAGAAGAUAGAUGAGAUUAUUGAGGAACAUAAAUUGAAAUGGACAGAGUUUGGGUGUUCAAUUAUGAUGGACAAGUGGACAACACGAAAUGGAAAAAUGAUCAUCAAUAUUUUGGUCAAUUCUCCAUUAGGUAGUGUGUUUCUUGGGUCAGUCGAUGCUAGUGAUGAAUCUACAAAUUCACCAAGAUGUUCAACUUGUUUGAGAAGACUAUUAAGCAAAUUGGACCGGAAAAUGUUAUACAAGUUGUUACCGAUAAUGCUAGCGAGAAUGUUAAAGCCGGUGACAUGAUGAUGGGUGUGUACCCGCACAUUUAUUGGACUCCAUGUGUUGCCCAUUGUAUCAAUUUGAUGUUUGGUGACAUCUUCAAAAUAAACCCGUAUGCUUCAGGUGAAAAAAAAAUAGCUCUAACUUUCUUUAUAGCUUGUACUAUAUGCUUAUUACUUAUUACUUAGCUACUAAAAUAUUCCGUUUUACAGUUUUUCAUAAGGCCAUUAAGAUACAUUCUUACAUAGCAAUGAGGCCAUUGUUGUUGAACAUGAUGAGAAGAUAUACAAACCAAAGAAAUUUGGUGAAACCGGCUAAGACAAGAUUUGCAACGGCCUUCUUAACUUUGCAAUCUUUUUACAUGCAAAAGAAAAACUUGAGAACUAUGAUCUUCUCAACCGAAUGGACAGAAAGUAGAUUUGCAAAGGAACUUUUGGGAAAAGAAGUUGUUAGACAUCUUACUUCUACAUCUUUUUGGAAUGAUGUUGUUAGGGCACUUAAAGUUGAUUCUCCUUUGAUAGUAGUGCUUCGCUUGGUGGAUGGAGAAAAAAACCCAUCAAUGGGCUAUAUUUAUGAAGCAAUGGAUAGAGCCAAAGAAGCUAUUGAAAAGGGUUUUCAUGGUGAUCGGAAGCAAUAUGAGAAAGUUUUCGAAAUCAUUGAUCGGCGGUGGACGGACCAACUUCAUAGACCUUUGCAUGCAGCAGGCCAUGUUUUGAACCCGGGAAUGUUUUACACUAAUUAUCAAAAUAAGACUUUAUCAACAGAAGUGUGGGAAGGUUACCUUGAAUGUGUUGGUAAGAUGGUCCCUAAUGCAACACAAGAUGCUCUCGUCAAAGAGCUUCAUACGUAUAAACAUGCAUUGGGGACUUUUGGUAUGCCUCAGGCUAUAAGAAACAGAGACAAAACAUCCCCUUGUAAGUGGGUUGAUUUAGUUAUUUUUAUAGCUUUACUUAAGUUAUUUGACUUAUUUAUAAUUAUUAAACCUUUAAUUUUUUUUUUAUAGCUGAAUGGUGGUCGGUAUUUGGUAAUCAUACUCCAAACUUGCAACAGCUUGCCAUAAGAGUAUUAAGUUUAACUUGUAGCGCAUCCGGAUGCGAGAGAAAUUUGAGCGUGUUUGAACAUAUUCAUACCAAAAAGAGGAAUAGGCUUGAACUAUCGCGUCUCAACAAUCUAGUGUACAUUAAGUACAAUAGAACAUUGAGGCGUCGUUAUGAUGUUGGCGAUACCGUUGAUCCAAUUUUGUUGGAUAAUAUUGACGAAGCAAAUGAAUGGUUAAUUGGAUGCCCCCAAAAUGAAGAAGAGGAACUAGUAUAUGAGGGAUGUGAUCUUGAUUGGGGUACUGUUUCUAGGGCGUCUGGAGUUGAGGAGAAUAUCUAUGGUCUUAGGGGCGGUUCUUCAAGUUCAAGGUCACAUAACAAGGGCAAAGGAGUAGCUACUAUUGCUAGAAGCUCAAGUCGGUCUCGGUGCUUAAUUGAUGAAAACUCCGAGUCCGAGACCGAGACCGAGCCCGAGGAGGAAGAAGAUGAGGAGCAAUAUAAUGUUGAGAAUCUUGGAUAUCAAGAAUUUGGAAAUCUUAAAGAUCUUGAAUUUGAAUAGACUUUUAGUAUUGCACUAUUGCUUUAAUUUUAGUGUUGCUUAUCUUGUCACUUAUGAAUUAUUGAGUCAUUGACUCAUUCAAGUUCUAAACUUUUAGUAUCUACUAUCUACUUUUAAUUUUUGAAUUGAAAUAUUUGCUAAUAUGUUAUUGCUAGUGAGAUUUUGAUUAUUUACAUAUGCAAUUAAAUAUUUUAAUUUUUUGGUAUUUAUUGGCGCUGCACUUCAAAAAGGCGAGCGCCUCGCCGCGCGCCGCGCCUUAAGGCGAGGCAGGCCCUUGUCGCCUUUUGUCGCCGCGCGCCGUCCAAAACACUGGUCCAGGCCUCCCGCGUCCGGGGUAUCAUCUCAUGCCGCCCACUAGUGGUGUCUGCCCAUGCCAUCUGGCCAUGGUGUAUACGCUGCCCGCCUUAGCGGUGACUGCCCGGCCAUAUAGGCGCGGUGUUAUAUCACAAUAUGCUCAUGAUAAUAUACUCAUCAUAAUAUGUUUAUCAUAGUACAUGCAUAAGGCUCAAGGACAACUAUACUUUAUCGGGGUGACGUAAGGUCGUGAUCCCCGAAUUUCAUUACGGAGCAUUCAUUGACAUUCUGCCUCACCUUGAAGGAAUUAGCAUAUAAGGUGAGUGUACGCAAUAAAUAACAUCAUAAGAUCAUCAUAUCAUACAUUUUAGAAUCUCCAUACUUUAACUCAUAAUCAUCAUUAUAGGACUCAUAGCACAUCUCUUAUCUUGUGUAGCUAUUCAUGGACAUAGACUUUUAGCUUUCCGGAAUGUAGGAAUUCAUGAAGAGGAAAGAAAGUCGUGCUAUAGGAUUCAUGCCAUUAGAAAGAAAGGACUAGCCUCACAUACCUUUCUCGUUUAAUUAGUCUAUCGUUCGCUUGUUCUCCUUCAAGGCGUACGUUCUACCUUCAAGAGAGAAUUCGCAUUAACGUUAGUUAAUCGACUAUAAGAACGCGCUACUAUUUCUAGGGGAAAUUGAACAGCAUUUCCUUUGUUUAUACUACUUUCCCCACAUUUUAUAUCAACUCUCAAACGUUCAUAACAACAUUCUCAAUAUGAUAGACAACACUCAUCAUUCGUUUACAAUAUCCGUAUUUCACAAUUUGUCUUCAAUUUCUCCAUAAUCAUGGUCAUGGUUCAUUAUUGCAUUUUUCUCACAUAGGAUACUUUUUCCAUGUUCUAAAUGUCAUUCAUAACAUUUUUAUAAUCACAAAUUAUCAAUGACCGUGGCUCAAUUCAAACCUUUACUCAACAUUGCUACUAUUCACACUUUCAUGAUCCAUUUCUUACAUCCUUCUAUAAUCCAAGUGUUUCAACUCUUCCAUACGCUAAACAACAUGUAAAUGCCAUAAAACUUACCUUAGAUGUUGUAGGAACAAGCCUUGAGUGGUAUUACUCUUCUUGCACCAAAACCCUAGUUUACUUCUCUUGAAAUUUCUUAACUUGGAUGAACUUUGAUGAGUUCCACACACUUGAUUCACUUGGACUCUUGAUAUUGAUCUUUGAUUUCCUUUGUUUUCUUGUAGAUGAAGAGUAGAGAAUAUUCUAGAGGUUUCUAGAGAGAAGUAACGUGGAAAUGAAAUGAAUUAAUGAGCUUGGGUCUCCUUUUUAAUGACUUAAAAUCUAAUCCGAAAUGAACAGUAGUUGAAGUGCACAGUGGUCGUAAACCCAGUUUACGGUCCGUAUUCCAGUUUACGGUCCGUAUUCUGCGGGCGUAUUUAAGCAUAACAGAACCAGAAAGGUAGGCUAAGGACAUGGUGGUUUAUGACUCAGUUUACGGGCCGUAUUUCAGUUUGCGGUCCGUAUUUCAAGUCGUUUUUAACCAUUUAAGUCUUUGGCAGAAAGUUAAAGUUUUGUAAGUUGAAAUACGACAUGGUAGUUUACGGGCUGUAUACCACUUUGCGGUCCGUAUUUCAUUUUACGAUCGACUGGGCCGAAGUGCAAAUCUGCAACUUUCACGUCUUCAGAACCUAUAAUUAGUCAUUGUGGAGCAUAACUUAUCUCUUAUUCCCAUUGCCUUUGAAAUCUUACUUAGGGUCGUCAAACGUCAUUCCCUUCUGAUUAAAACAUCGUAUACUCGUAUUCUUCGUUAGUCUAUUCACUGUACGAGAUGGGAAAUUUCUGAGGUGUAACACUUUUGAUGUACUCCGCAAGUACAACAUGAAGCUUAACCCGGAAAAAUGUGCCUUCGGUAUCCGGUCCGGUAAAUUUUUGGGUUUCAUGGUAUCAAACCGGGGAAUUAAAAUUAACCCGGAUAAGAUCAAAUCCAUCGAGGAUAUUGAGGUGGUGAAUAACGUCAAAGGAGUGCAGAGGCUCACUGGAAGGAUAGCGGCGCUGAGUCGUUUCAUAUCGAGGUCCUCGGAUAAGAGUCAUCGCUUUUUCUCCUUACUAAGGAAGAAGAACGACUUCGUUUGGACACCGGAGUGUCAAAGAGCUUUGCAAGAAUUGAAGAGGUAAUUGUCCAGCCCGCCGCUACUGCGCACACCAAAAGCGGACGAGCAGCUUUUUCUCUACCUUGCCGUCUCCGAGGUAGCGGUAAGUGGUGUUUUGGUCCGAGAAGAAUCAGGUACGCAAUUCCCCAUAUACUAUGUGAGUAGAACUUUAGGGGAUGCGGAGACCCGUUAUCCCCACUUGGAAAAGUUGGCAUUGGCAUUGGUAAGCGCUUCUAGAAAGCUCAAGCUUUACUUUCAAUGCCAUCCGAUAUGUGUAGUGACUACUUACCCCCUAAAAAACAUCAUGCAUAAACCGGAAUUAUCGGGUAGACUAACUAAAUGGGCCGUAGAGAUUAGCGGAUAUGAUAUCGAAUACAAGCCUCGGACGGCCAUCAAGUCCCAGAUCUUGGUCGAUUUUAUGACGAACUUCACCCCGGCUAUGGUCCCUGAGGUUGAGAAAGAACUUCUGCUAACCUCGGGGAAAGCUUCGGGUAUUUGGUCGCUACACACGGACGGAGCCUCGAACCUCAAAGGUUCCGGGCUAGGAAUCAUCCUUAGAACCCCCGCCGGGGAUGCCGUUCGACAAUCCAUUAGAACUGUUAAAUUGACUAACAAUGAAGCCGAGUAUGAGGCUAUGAUUGCAGGUUUGGAAUUAGCCCGGAGUAUGGGGGCCGAAAUAAUCGAGGCAAAGUGCGAUUCUGUCUUGGUCGUCAACCAGGUGAAUGGCGUCUUCGAGGUCAAGGACGAACGGAUGCAAAGGUAUCUGGAAAAAAUCCAAGUGAUACUACACCGGUUUAAAGAAUGGACCAUGCAGCAUGUACCGAGGGAGCAAAACAGCGAAGCCGAUGCAUUGGCCAAUUUGGGAUCUUCGGUCGAAGGGGAAGAAAUCAACCCCGAGACUACGGUGCACUUGAUGAAUUCAGCGAUAGAAAACGGGCAUGUCGAAAUAAACACAAUGGGUUUAACUUGGGAUUGGCGCAACAAGUACGUCUACUACUUGCGAGACGGAAAAUUCCCGAGUGACCCAAAAGAAUCACGGUCACUAAGGACAAAAGCUGCGCGUUUUUGCUUGGUAGACGGCCAACUGUAUCGACGGUCUUUCUUCGGACCCCUGGCCAAGUGUUUGGGUCCCGGAGAAACGGAGUAUGUGAUGAGAGAAGUGCAUGAGGGGACCUGCGGCAACCACUCCGGUGCUGAAGUCCUGGUCCGAAAAAUUGUCAGAGCCGGUUACUACUGGAACCGGAUGGAGGAAGAUUCAAAGAAUUUUGUUCGGAAAUGUGACGGAUGUCAAAGACAUGCCCCGAUGAUUCAUCAACUCGGGGAGUUGCUGCAUUCGGUGGUGUCACUUUGGCCUUUCAUGAAGUGGGGAAUUGACAUUGUUGGUCCACUGCCAUGGGCACCAGGUAAAGCCCGUUUUAUUUUGUUUAUGACUGACUAUUUCUCCAAAUGGGUUGAAGUGCAGGCCUUCGAAAAAAUUAGAAAGAAGGAAGUCAUUGACUUCAUAUGGGACCACAUCAUUUGUCAUUUCGGCAUCCCAGCCGAGAUAACUUGUGAUAAUGGUCCUCAGUUCGUCGGCGGCGAAGUCAAUGAUUUUCUCGAAGGGUUGAAGAUCAAGAAAAUCGUAUCAACUCCAUAUCACCUGUGUGCGAACGGACAGGCGGAAUCCACGAAUAAAACAAUAAUUCAAAAUUGAGGAAAAGACUUGAAGCGUCAAAGCAUCACUGGAGGGAAGUACUACCGGAGGUAUUGUGGUCUUACAGAACCACAUCGAAAUCAAGCACGGGAGGCACCUUUCUCGUUGGUCUACGGGGCCGAAGCCCUCAUUCCCGUAGAAGUUGGUGAACCGAGUCUCCGGUUCAGGUAUACCACCGAGAAGUCAAACGAGGAGGCCAUGGCCGUAAAACUCGAUCUCACGGAUGAACUUCGCGAACACGCGUUGGUCCGUAUUGCAGCCCAGAAGCAGAGAAUGGAAAGGUACUACAAUCGGAGAGCCAAUUUUCGACAUUUCCAAGUUGGAGACUUGGUGCUUCGGAAGGUUACCUUGAACACCAAGAAUCCCAACGAAGGAAAACUGGGUCCGAACUGGGAAGGACCGUACAAGAUAACCGAGGUAACAGGCAAAAGAUCGUAUCAGCUGGAAUCCAUGGACGGGCAACGGUUGCGUAAUAACUGGAAUGUGGCUCAUUUGAAGAGAUACUACUGCUAAGGUAUGGACACCUCGUGUUUUUCUAUUAACCCUUUUCUUUUUUGCAGGAAGUCAAGUACCGGAUAAAGUUAGAAUCUAGGUCUGAAAACACGUGUUGCACUCUUUUCCUUAGUACGGUUUUGUCCUAAAAUGGGUUUUUCGACAAGGUUUUUAAUGAGGCAACAAGUACAACGUGUUACUUGACAAAGACAAGGACAAACACCCAGAAACUCGGGGCCACACCCUACGAGUGGGGACUUGAUAGUGCUUACCCCAUCUUGCAGCUCGGGUAAUCACUAGGGGACUACUAUACCCACAUCGAGGUUUACCCCGGUUAAUCGAAAACGGAGGAGCUCAACAAACCAAAACCGGACCUUCUGUAUUAGGUUCCGAUGUAAGGACCAAACGAUCAGAAUGAAUCGUGUCCACUUAGUAUUUGCUACGGCAAAACCAAGACUGGACCUUCUGUAUUAGGUUUUGAUGUAAGGACCAAACGAUCAGAACGAAUCAUGUCCAUUUAGUAUUUGCUACGGCAAAAGCAGAAGGAAGCGGAAAAAAUUCUCAUAUCAUGUACGCACAAAUACUUGCAAUAUAAAGAUUAUCGAAAAGUUCGGAUUACUGUAUUUCGGAUGUCUUCUUGUUAAAACACCCUACCCCGGUGAUCACAGCCGUAUUUCGGCAUCGCUUCAUUCAUAUACCCUAUUCCGGGCACUACGGUCGAAAUUCGAC
Messenger RNA from Lycium barbarum (goji berry), 14024 nucleotides. RefSeq lists its product as uncharacterized. Gene Ontology annotation, molecular function: protein dimerization activity; nucleic acid binding; RNA-DNA hybrid ribonuclease activity. The coding region runs from base 11415 to 12803 and encodes 462 amino acids. The record is from RefSeq and is a predicted model, not a curated record. Gene Ontology annotation, biological process: DNA integration. The transcript has 2 exons. NCBI's taxonomy places the organism in Eukaryota, Viridiplantae, Streptophyta, Magnoliopsida, Solanales, Solanaceae.